CGCAAUUUUCUGACUGGUUAGACUUUCUUCAAUGAUGUGAUCUUGGGCUUCUAUACUCUCGUAUUGUUCUUCGCAUAAUGACACCUUUUCCCAUAUCCAUCAUUUCCGCUUGGCCAGAUGGACACGCGACGUGCCCAAUAUGAAUCUGAGUAGUCCCACUAAAGAAUUUGCACACAAGUUGAAUGAGAACAACUCCUCAUUAUGAGCAGGCUUACACCCAUCGCAUCAACGAACCUCGGAUUGCCAUCCGAUACAUAUGUCUACUCGAUUGUGUCGACGGCACCUUUCAACGCUAAUGGGCGUCUCGCAAUCAUCUCGUCUGAUGAUAGUUUACGACUCAUUGACGCUACCACCCUGCAGCUCCUCCUACCAGACGGACUGUUUACGCUCGUUAAUCGAAGUGUAACUUGCUUAAAGAGGGCUUCUGCUGAUGGCAAUGUCCUAUCUACUUGCGGGAGAGACGGGGAAAUAAAUUGCUGGGAUCUGAGGAGUCAUAAAAAUGUGUCGCAAAUCAAAGCUCCAAGGGGACUUCCUCUAUCGGCUCUAGAAUGGAACCCAUUAUCAAGUACAAUUGCCGCUGGGGUGGAGCUUGAUUGUAAUCCUCCAGGAGAGGCUCCUGUGUUCAUAUGGGACAUGCGAAACGUUGCAAGGCCCAAACUGGAAUUGCUCGAAUCUCACAAUGACACCAUAACUGACCUACAUUUCAGUUCAACACACCCUUCUCUACUUCUUUCCUGCGCAACUGAUGGGCUUGUCAACGUCUUCGAGACUGAGCAGCCGAAUGAAGAGGAUGCCCUGCAUCAGAUUAUAAAUCAUAAAUCUGCCGUCCAUCAUGCAGGCUUCCUCCGUCAAUCAAACAGUAUAUAUGCCCUUAGUACAGACGAAGUAUUGUCCACGUACAGCCUACAGGGCCCAGACGAAAUCGCAGUGGACCCCGACCCGACCCAUCACGGUGACCUACGCGAGAGACUUGGCUGUGAGUACAUAGUUAACAUAGUCUAUGGAGACUCUGAUGCCCCCUUCGUUGCUGCUGGAAGUCAUAGUCGGCAGAGUUUGACACUAUAUCCGUUCCCUUUGGCGGAUAGCGUGGAUGUCACGUGGGAGCUUGCUGGCGCUCAUGGGGACGACAUUGUGCGAGAUGUCUUGGUUGAUGCACCCACAUCGACUGUGUUCACGUGUGGAGAAGACGGUCAAGUCAAGGCUUGGAAACAGCCUAGUUCACCUUACAGUACUACCUCGAGUGCGAAGGAGGGACGGCAAGGGAGAAAGGCGAAGGGAAAAAAAGGAGGGUUCCAUCCGUAUUAAUGUAGAGAUAGACUAUAUUUAGAAUUACUACAUGCCU
Pseudovirgaria hyperparasitica is the source of this 1342-nucleotide messenger RNA. RefSeq names its product WD40 repeat-like protein. Lineage: Eukaryota; Fungi; Ascomycota; Dothideomycetes; Acrospermales; Acrospermaceae. The record is from RefSeq and is a predicted model, not a curated record. The coding region runs from base 202 to 1305 and encodes 367 amino acids. Gene Ontology annotation, molecular function: protein binding. The transcript has 5 exons.